Messenger RNA from Ananas comosus (pineapple), 1485 nucleotides. Its product is annotated as salutaridinol 7-O-acetyltransferase-like. The transcript has a single exon. Lineage: Eukaryota; Viridiplantae; Streptophyta; Magnoliopsida; Poales; Bromeliaceae. The coding region runs from base 21 to 1274 and encodes 417 amino acids. The record is from RefSeq and is a predicted model, not a curated record.
GUUCCUACAAGCUCAGCUGGAUGGAUCAGAACCACCCCCUCUACCACCUCCCCGUCGUCUUCUUCUACUCCGCCACCCCCUCCGCCGCCGACGACAUCGGAACUUUGAAAUCUUCGUUGUCGACGGUGCUCGCCAGUUUCUAUCCCCUCGCCGGCAGGCUGAGCGGCAACUCCCUCGUGGACUGCGGGGAUCAGGGGGCCGAGUUCUUCGAAGCCCGCGCGCCCAACGCCGACCUCUCGGAGAUUCUGAGCUCCGACGAACCCGAUCUCGGCGAGGUGAAGAAGUUCCUCCCUUGUAGCAAAGGCGAGGCCUCUUGCUGUGACUCUGAGCCGACAGUCAUUCUCUCAGUGCAAGCCACCGUAUUCCGAUGCGGCGGCAUUGCUGUCGGCGUCUGCAUCUCGCACAAGAUCGCAGACGGCCGAUCGUUCUUUUCGUUUCUGCAAGGGUGGGCUGCGGCGGCGAGAGGUUCUUUCUCAUCUGAGUAUUCCCCGUCGUUCGACGGCGCCGCUGUUUUUCCGCCGAAGGAGAAUGCAGUUCCUAAUGCGGCCGAACAACCGCCGGAGAAGCCGCCGCAGGUCCAUAAGCGAUUCGUGCUCGGCGGGCCGAAAAUUGCGGCGCUGAGGGAGAAGACGGCAUCUUCGGCGGCAACGCGAUUCCAGGCGGUGGCGGCGCUGGUCUGGCGGUGCGCCGUGCGGGCGCGACCCGUCGCCCGCGUAGCGGUGGCGGUGGUGGUGGCGAACACACGGUCGCGGAUGGAGCUGCGGUCUCCGAACGGCUCCUUCGGCAACUGCUGUACGGGAACUCUCGCCGGCAUUCCGAUGGACGAGGUAGAGAAUAUUGCUAAAUCCGACGUGACUGAGAACACAAAAUGUGUGCUCGAGGAGGAGAUGGGAGCGGCGGUGAAGCGAGUCGACGCGGAGUAUGUGAGGCGGCUGCAGGGCGAGGACGGGUGGCAGAGGCAGUUGGAGCUGGGCUGGGAGGCGGUGCGGAAGUGCGGCGGCGCGACGGAGGCAGGGUUCGAUAUGAACGUCUUCAGCAGCUGGCUGCGGCUGCCGGUGUACGAGGUGAACUUCGGGUGGGGGCCGGCAGCGUGGGCCUGCAUGACGCAGUUGCGGCCCAGCUCCAUCGUGGUGCUGCCGCGGCCGCCCGCCGCGCGGGACCCGCAGGGGAUGGAGGUCUGGGCGUCGCUGGAGCAGGUCGAGAUGGCGGAACUCCAGCGAGAGCUGGAAAAGUUGGUCCCCCUGAACCCGGUCCACCACGUCACCCAGCGGUGAACCCGGAUCUAUGUCAGCGCAGUUGUCUUUUUUUUCUCAAAUAUCUAUUAGCAAUGCCGCGUUCGUGAGCUAUUAAAUAAUGAUCUUAAUUAGUGUUAUUUAAAUGAUGUUGAUUUAAGAUAGAUGGGCAUGAAUCGCAUGAUUCAAAAUAAAAAUUAUCUUUCUGGAAAUAAAAUAUUAAAUCCAUCGAGCAGGAGAUUAUGGUUUUAAA